Cyprinodon tularosa is the source of this 2003-nucleotide messenger RNA. RefSeq names its product actin-related protein 3. Gene Ontology annotation, cellular component: actin cortical patch; Arp2/3 protein complex. The record is from RefSeq and is a predicted model, not a curated record. The transcript is spliced from 12 exons. Gene Ontology annotation, biological process: Arp2/3 complex-mediated actin nucleation. The coding region runs from base 157 to 1413 and encodes 418 amino acids. NCBI's taxonomy places the organism in Eukaryota, Metazoa, Chordata, Actinopteri, Cyprinodontiformes, Cyprinodontidae. Gene Ontology annotation, molecular function: actin filament binding.
CCGCUGACUCCGCUGCCACGGAAUCCGGAAGCGUUUCCGACUCAGCAGCGGCUCUUCAUUCAGGCUGCUGCGCUGGUAGAUUUGCUUUCCUUCAGACCCUCUUCGGUAUCUGGCUGUCGAUCUGUUGGCGUUUAGGUCGGCAAACGGAUCGGAACCAUGGCAAGUCGGCUCCCGGCUUGUGUUGUUGACUGUGGUACCGGGUACACUAAGCUCGGCUAUGCAGGAAACACAGAACCUCAGUUCAUCAUCCCUUCAUGUAUUGCGAUCAAAGAAUCUGCGAAGGUCGGUGACCAGGCGCAGCGUAGGAUGAUGAAGGGCGUCGAUGACCUGGACUUCUACAUCGGGGACGAAGCCAUCGAUAAACCUUCAUAUGCGACUAAGUGGCCGAUCCGUCAUGGCAUAGUGGAGGACUGGGACCUGAUGGAGAGGUUCAUGGAGCAGGUCAUCUUCAAGUAUCUGCGGGCAGAGCCUGAAGAUCACUACUUCCUGCUGACGGAGCCUCCGCUUAACACCCCUGAGAACCGGGAGUACACGGCCGAGAUCAUGUUCGAGUCCUUCAACGUCCCGGGACUCUACAUCGCCGUUCAGGCGGUCCUGGCGCUGGCUGCCUCCUGGACGUCCCGGCAGGUCGGAGAGCGGACGCUGACGGGGACAGUCAUCGACAGCGGAGACGGUGUGACUCAUGUCAUCCCAGUGGCUGAGGGCUACGUCAUCGGCAGCUGCAUCAAGCACAUCCCCAUCGCCGGGCGGGACAUCACCUACUUCACCCAGCAGCUGCUGAGGGAGCGGGAGGUGGGGAUUCCUCCUGAGCAGUCGCUGGAAACGGCCAAGGCAGUUAAGGAGCGUUUCAGCUAUGUCUGCCCGGAUCUCGUCAAGGAGUUUAACAAAUACGACACAGACGGCUCCAAGUGGAUCAAACAGUACACCGGGGUGAACGCCAUCACCAAGAAGGAGUUCACCAUCGACGUGGGAUACGAGCGCUUCCUGGGCCCGGAGAUCUUCUUCCACCCAGAGUUCGCCAACCCGGACUUCACCCAGCCCAUCUCCGAGGUGGUGGACGAAGUCAUCCAGAACUGCCCCAUCGAUGUCAGACGUCCUCUUUACAAGAAUGUGGUUCUGUCUGGAGGCUCCACCAUGUUCAGGGACUUUGGCCGACGCCUGCAGAGAGACCUGAAGAGAACUGUAGACGCCCGGCUGAAGAUCAGCGAGGAGCUCAGCGGCGGCAAGCUGAAGCCGAAGCCCAUUGACGUGCAGGUCGUCACCCACCACAUGCAGAGGUACGCCGUGUGGUUCGGAGGAUCCAUGUUGGCGUCCACACCGGAGUUUUACCAAGUGUGCCACACCAAAAAGGACUACGAGGAGAUCGGGCCGAGCAUCUGUCGCCACAACCCAGUGUUUGGAGUAAUGUCUUAAAUGACUUCUGGAUAAAAAUAAGUUGAAAAAAAUGGGGAGGAAGAGCCUUCGCACGACACAGCCAGAGGCGACUGAACAUUUGAGGGAAAAAAGAGGCGACUCAUCUUGAAAGAUCCUUGUACAAACAAACAAAAAAAGCGUUAAAGAAAAAGUGAAAAUUUCUGCGUGCCUCGUACUUGUUUAUCCUCACAGGGUUGUAACUAAUCACCAUUCGUCCUCUCAGUGUCCAUGGCGUUUUGGGUUGUUUGCUCCAUUGUGUUUUCUCUAGGUUGUCAUGGAAAGAUUUUGCAUCAAACACCUAAAUCCAUUCCUUUUUUUUAUUUUAUUUUGUCCCUUUGAAAAAACAAAAAGAAACUUUAAGAUAAUCAGAAAUGUGUUCUAAUAAUGCAUAUGUUUUGUAUCGGCAUUAAUCACCUGUUAGAGAGAGAGAAGAAAAAUGCUGUAAUAAUAUAUGAAGAUGCAGUUUGUACGACUGUUUAUGGACCAUCACUGUUGCCUAGAUCUCAGUAAUACUGGAUAGCCUUGUACUGUAUGAAAAUCUGGAUUUACAAAUAAUGUGGCAUCCAAUAAAUGCCAAGCAGGUGUUUCUA